This is a messenger RNA of Aspergillus ibericus CBS 121593, 459 nucleotides long. Its product is annotated as GAF domain-containing protein. The record is from RefSeq and is a predicted model, not a curated record. The annotation marks the transcript as partial. The transcript has 2 exons. Gene Ontology annotation, molecular function: L-methionine (R)-S-oxide reductase activity; protein binding. Gene Ontology annotation, cellular component: cytosol. Lineage: Eukaryota; Fungi; Ascomycota; Eurotiomycetes; Eurotiales; Aspergillaceae.
AGCAACUUCUCCAACGUCGCCUCCCUCCUCUGGCACGCCUACGCCGCUCUCCCCGCCCCCUCCUCCUCCGUCAACUGGGCCGGCUUCUACAUCCGCCAGGACAAAUUCCCUUCCCUGAAACCCUCCACCACCACCACCACCACCCCCUCCAAACCCAUCCUCCUCCUCGGUCCCUUCCAAGGUCGUCCCGCAUGUCAGGAGAUUCGCUUCGGGCGGGGCGUGUGCGGCACGGCGGCCGAGAAACGCGAGGCGGUGGUUGUGCCGGAUGUGUUGGAGUUUCCGGGCCAUAUUGCCUGUGAUGCGAGUAGUCGGAGUGAGAUUGUUGUGCCGGUUUUGGUGCGGGGAGAGACGGUUGCGAUUAUCGAUGUGGAUUGUGCGGAGCCGGAUGGGUUUGAUGACGAGGAUAAGAAGUAUUUGGAGGAGUUGGCGGCGUUGUUGGCUGAGUCUUGUGAUUGGUAG